GAGAGCUGGAUGUUCUAUGUUUGAUUUGGAGAACAAAGUUGAUGCAGCCAUGCCAUGCACAAAAGGCCCUGUGAUUCUCAUCACAGUUCUUUGCCUUUUAUCAGGUGUCCUUGGUCAGCGGGACUGGGGUGUGACGUAUCCCUCUACCAGCAUCUGUGGUUUAAAGGGGUCAUUUGUGGACAUUCCCUGCACUUACUCAUAUCCAAGUGAACGAAAAAUCAUAAAGACAUUCUGGCACUUUAUACUCCGGAUGGAUGACUUAAAUCAGGAUUCCAAAUAUCAGGGGCGAGUGGAAUAUCUUGGGGAUAAAAGGAACAACUGUGCUCUAAGAAUCAAGGAUCUGAGAGACAGUGACACUGGGGAACAAUACAGAUUCAGGUUCAUAACUGAUGACCCAGAUGGGAUGUUCUCUGGAUCUCAGGUCUCUCUGACACUUACAGAUCUUCAUGUGAAAGUGAGUCCAGAAUCAGUGAAAGAGGGAGACGAAGUGACCCUGACCUGCAGCACCACCUGCAGUCUGAGUAACAACCACACCUACAUCUGGUACAGGAACUCACAGCCUCUGAGCAACUCGCACAUAACCGGAAGCAACACCCUGUCCAUACCUUCAGUUAGCAGAGAGGAAGAUGGUGGUUAUUACUCCUGUGCUGUAAGAGUACAUGAGGGUCACCCAUCAAGAUCUGUGUGUGUUCUGAGUGGUUGGAGUGUGACCUCCACCCCACAGAGCAUCUGUGCCUUGAAGGGCUCCUCAGUGGAACUCCACAGCUAUUACACAUAUCCUUGUGACCAUGCAGUCACAAAGGCAUUCUGGUUUACCACAUGGCCAGAUGGUAAAGAACCCGAUGACUUGAAACUGGACAAUCAUUAUGAAGGGAAAUUUAUUUACAUUGAUAAUAUUAAAAAUAAUCACACUCUGAGCAUUAGAAAUCUGACCACCAGAGACUCAAACAGUUAUCGCUUCAGGUUUAUAACUGAUAAAGACAGAGGAAAGUAUGCUGGUGAAAAUGUUAAACUCACAGUUACAGAGCUGGAAGUGCUGGUUAGUCCUGAAACAGUGAAGGAGGGAGACAACGUGACAUUGACUUGCAACGCCACCUGCACUCUGAGUAACAACCCCACCUACAUCUGGUACAGGAACUCACAGCUUCAUAAACACACAGCUGGCAACAGGCUGGCAAUAGGCUCAGUCAGCGCUGAAGAUGCAGGUGAAUACUCCUGUGCUGUUCAGGGACAUGAGAUUCACGGUUCACCUAAAAGGACCCUCAAUGUCAGAUAUGCUCCAAAACACACCUCCGCAUCAGUCCUCCCGUCUGGUGACAUAGAAGAGGGCAGUUCAGUGACUCUGACUUGCAGCAGUGAUGCCAACCCACCAGCACAUAACUACACCUGGUACAAGAUGCUCAAAGAUCGCUCUUCACAAGUUGGAUCGAGUCAGAACCACAGUUUUGUCAACAUCAGCUCUGAGCAGAGUGGACUCUACUACUGUGUGGCUGAGAAUGUGAUCGGGAAAUACAAUUCUUCAGCAGUGCAGAUAAAUGUAACAUAUGCUCCAAGAAGCUCCUCAGCAUCACUCAACCUCUCUGGUGACCUUCAGGAGGGCGACUCAGUGACUCUGACCUGCAGCAGCGAUGCCAACCCACCAGUGCACAACUACACCUGGUACAGGAAGCAUGGAUCUGAAUCUGCAUGGAUCGGACGAGGACAAACAUACAGCAUCACUAACAUCAGCACUGAGCACAGUGGACUUUACUACUGUAAGGCAGAGAACAAACAUGGAUCCAGUGAUUCCAAUGCCACAUUUCUGGAUGUGCACUACUCCCCCAGGAACACCUCAGCGUCCCUCAUCCCCUCUGGUGACCUCCAUGGAGUUGACUCAGUGACUCUGACCUGCAGCAGUGAUGCCAACCCACCUGUGCACAACUACACCUGGUACAGGAAGACUGGAGAUGAAACAGUUCUUCAGGGCACAGGGAGGAUGCCGAGCCUCACUCUUAACCUCGUCCCUGGUGUGGAUGGACUUUAUCACUGUGAAGCACGAAAUAAGGUCGGCUCGGAGAACUCCACCGGAGUCAGGGUCUCCUUGCCAGAUUCUGGCUUGUACAGAGGAAUCCUGUUUAGUGCUUUGGGGGUCAUCUCAGCGGUAGCUCUCCUGCUCUCCUUCAUUGUGUGCUGGAGGAGACAGAAGACUCAAUCAACAACAACCUCAAGGAGCACACACAGCAGCACACAGGGACACUCUGAUCCUGUCUACGACAACGUCUCCACAAUCCCCAUGGUUUCUGGCUGUAAACAGAAAGUUCCUGCAGAUCACAGAGAUGACAAAGAUGAUGUCCAAUACGCCAGUGUCCAGUUUAAGCCCAACAAACAGCGGGAGGUGCCCAGCCAGGAAGAGGACAUCCAGUACGCCAGCGUGCAGUUUAAGUCCAACAAACAGCAGGAAGUGCCCAGCCAGGACGAGGACGUCCAGUACGCCAGUGUCCAGUUCAGGAAGUCCAAACCAGAGCCCAACGUCCCUGAGCCGCCUCUGUCUGGCACAUCACAGGAGGAGACCCAGUACGCCUCAGUGAAUCUGCAGGGCUGCCCCCCAAACCAGGGAUGAGUCUGCAAUCUACAACACCGUAACAAGAAGUCCAAACCAUGAGAGACCGAUGGCCUGACCGAAACACCGACUGAUAAAUAGGGAGAUUUGCAGCGAUGUUUAUCAUUUUAAUUGAUAAGCUAAAAGUAGUUUGCAAGCGUACCGCCAGCAGGAUUGUUACCCCUCUCCCUCCUCCCGCCCCUGAAUAGUUUUUAUUGAUGAGCUGUUUAAUACCUGUGUUUUUUUAACCUUGACUGGAAAGCGCUUUAAUUCAGCUUCUUUUAUGUUCAAUACAAGUGACUUGACAUGAUUUGAAUGUAGUGUAUGCAGUCAGCAAGCUGACCAGUGUGUGUGUGUGUGUGUGUGUGUGUGUGUGUGUGUGUGUGUGUGUGUGUGUGUGUGUGAGUGAGAGAGUGAGAGAGAGAGAGAGAGAGAGAGAGAGAGUCUGACCCAUUAGGUUGGUAUGGUUGUGCUCUGUCAGCUGACUGGUGCUUUUGGGCCCCUGCUCCAACAGUGAACCAAACUAGAUGUACCGCAGAGCGGUACAAAAUAUGACAGCAGCCCAGUCCAGCACAUUUUUUCCACAAAAAUAAAUCACGCUG
Alosa sapidissima (American shad) is the source of this 3180-nucleotide messenger RNA. RefSeq names its product B-cell receptor CD22-like. The transcript is spliced from 13 exons. The record is from RefSeq and is a predicted model, not a curated record. The coding region runs from base 17 to 2599 and encodes 860 amino acids. Lineage: Eukaryota; Metazoa; Chordata; Actinopteri; Clupeiformes; Clupeidae.